Molecule: messenger RNA, 1922 nt
Organism: Cololabis saira (Pacific saury)
Lineage: Eukaryota; Metazoa; Chordata; Actinopteri; Beloniformes; Belonidae
Gene: tcp1
Product: t-complex 1
Exons: 12
Coding region: 50-1726 (558 amino acids)
Biological process (GO): protein folding
Cellular component (GO): chaperonin-containing T-complex
Molecular function (GO): ATP hydrolysis activity; ATP-dependent protein folding chaperone; ATP binding
Source: RefSeq, a predicted model, not a curated record
CCCAGGGUGCACCGCGGCGCUUCCUUUCUUCUCGGUGCUGUAUUCCAAAAUGUCGCUCCUAGAUGGUCCGCUAAACGUGCUCGGCCAGAGAACCACUGGCGAGUCUGUUCGCACACAAAAUGUCAUGGCCGCAGCUUCCAUCGCGAACAUCGUCAAGAGCUCGCUGGGACCGGUCGGUCUGGACAAGAUGCUGGUGGACGACAUCGGGGACGUGACCAUCACCAACGAUGGAGCAACCAUCCUGAAGCUGCUGGAGGUUGAGCAUCCUGCUGCCAAGGUCCUGUGUGAACUAGCCGAUCUGCAGGACAAGGAGGUCGGAGAUGGGACCACGUCUGUGGUAAUUCUUGCUGCAGAGUUCCUGAAGAGUGCUGAUGAGCUGGUGAAGCAGAAGAUUCAUCCCACAUCAGUCAUCAGUGGAUAUCGUCUGGCUUGCAAAGAAGCAGUGCGCUACAUUAAUGAGAAUCUAACAAUUGGAACAGAUGACCUGGGGAGAGAGUGCUUAAUCAAUGCAGCAAAGACCUCCAUGUCUUCCAAAAUCAUUGGCUGUGAUGCAGAGUUCUUUGCAAACAUGGUCGUGGACGCUGCCAUGGCUGUGAAGUUUGUAGAUAGCAAGGGAGUAGCCAAAUAUCCCAUCAACUCUGUGAAUGUGCUCAAAGCUCACGGACGCAGCCAGAAGGAGAGUUUCUUGGUCAACGGCUAUGCACUGAACUGCACAGUUGGCUCACAGGCAAUGGUGAAGCGUCUCCUAAAUGCUAAGAUUGCUUGCCUGGACUUCAGCCUACAGAAGACCAAGAUGAAGAUGGGAGUCCAAGUCAUCAUCAAUGACCCAGAGAAGCUUGACCAGAUCAGACAAAGGGAAUCUGAUAUCACCAAGGAGAGGAUCCAGAAGAUUUUGGCAGCAGGAGCAAAUGUCAUACUGACCACUGGUGGCAUCGAUGACAUGUGUCUUAAGUACUUUCUUGAUAGCGGAGCAAUGGCAGUCAGAAGGGUUCUCAAGAAGGACCUCAAACGCAUCGCCAAGGCAACAGGAGCGACCCUCUGCCCUUCACUGUCCAAUCUGGAAGGAGAAGAAACAUUUGAGGCCACCAUGCUCGGCCAGGCCGAGGAGGUUGUGCAGGAGCAGGUCUGUGAUGACGAGCUCAUCCUUAUCAAGAAUACCAAAGCACGUACAUCGGCCUCCAUCGUGCUGCGUGGCGCUAAUGACUUCAUGUGCGACGAGAUGGAACGCUCGCUGCAUGAUGCGCUGUGUGUGGUCAAGAGGGUGCUUGAGUCCAAGUCUGUAGUACCUGGAGGAGGCGCCGUGGAGGCGGCGCUGUCUAUUUACCUGGAGAACUAUGCUACCAGCAUGGGUUCCAGGGAGCAGCUGGCCAUUGCUGAGUUUGCUCGGUCACUUCUCGUCAUCCCCAAGACCCUCUCUGUGAAUGCAGCGCAGGACUCCACGGACCUGGUGGCCAAGCUUCGGGCGUUCCACAACGAGGCUCAGGUCAACCCCGAACGCAAGAAUCUCAAGUGGAUUGGUCUGGACUUGGUGAAUGGCAAACCCAGAGACAACCGUCAGGCUGGUGUGUACGAACCCACCAUGGUCAAGACAAAAAGCCUCAAGUUUGCGACAGAGGCUGCAAUCACCAUCCUUCGUAUCGAUGACCUCAUCAAACUGUUCCCAGAGCCGAAAGAGGGCGGGCAUUCCUACAAGGAUGCUGUGGAGUCUGGAUCUCUGCAUGGUUAAAAUGCUCAUUUGUCCCAAUAGGUCCAACAUUUGUAUUUAUAACAAGGUCUUUGUGGCUGUUGCGCUAGUGUAGGCCGUGCACUUUGCCUGUUUACUGCUCUCCCACUCCCUCCUGAUAGGGGUUCUUGCUUCCAAAGGAACUGUAUUUGUUUUUUUUUCCCUGUUUUUGGACAAAUAAAGCUCCAAUGGCUUCAAA